Molecule: messenger RNA, 2749 nt
Organism: Linepithema humile (Argentine ant)
Lineage: Eukaryota; Metazoa; Arthropoda; Insecta; Hymenoptera; Formicidae
Gene: Edc3
Product: Enhancer of mRNA-decapping protein 3
Biological process (GO): P-body assembly; deadenylation-independent decapping of nuclear-transcribed mRNA
Cellular component (GO): P-body
Molecular function (GO): mRNA binding
Source: RefSeq, a predicted model, not a curated record
ACCAUUUCGAGCCCCCGUGAAAAGCCGGAAUCCCACUGUAAUCAUAUAGAAGCGCCAGCGCUGCUUCUCUGUCUUAUUUCUCUUACCGGAAUAUAUUAUUGCGCGUAUAUUAAAAUACGGUAAUUGUGAUUACAUAAGUGGUGUGAUUUAUUUUCUCUUUGUUUAAUUAUCUUUAUUUUUGACUCCAUCUCAUAUCAGACGAAAUGUCUGAGCAGUUUCUCGGUUGUACAGUUUCUGUAAAAUGUAUUGACGAUGUUGCUUACCAAGGCAAAAUUAUUGAUCUAAAUAAAAAUAGCCUGACAUUGGCAAAAACAUUUUGCAACGGUAUACCACAUACUUCUUCGGUUGUUAACCUGAGUGUAAAAGACAUACAGAAUCUUGAGAUUAUAUCAACAGAGGAAGCAGGAACUAAUGUGAACGAUGUCCAACCACAGAGUAAAGUAAUAGUAAAGAGGCCAAUUGCGAAAAGGGCUGGGCGAUCUGUUUCAGAAUGCGUCCCACCAGUAGUGCAAGUGGGAAGUUCUCAAGCACAAUCAAAUUUCAAAAAACCUGCGGAAUCAAACCAACAGCAAGUUGAGCAAACUCCAAAUGGAAAAUUUGCACCAGCCGAAAAUAAUGCAUCUAACAAUAAAUGCAUCCCAAAAAGAUUAACACACAGACAAAGAACACUUAUAGAGCAAAGAGAAAGGGAUGAGCACACUUUUGGCACUCCGAUUGAUCAGUCUUUACAACAAGAUUUCGAUUUUGAGAAAAACUUAGCAUUGUUUAACAAAGAGGCUGUAUGGCAAGAAAUAAAUUCCUUGAAACCGGAUAUUGUUAGGCAGUCGGAAAAUAAUCGGGGUACUACCGCUAUCUACCGACCUGACGAGAACAUUCUCGUAUCCGAACCUACAGUACUCAGACAGAUUGUGGUGCCCUGUCCUGGCGAAAAAGAAUACGUUACAGAUAAUGGUUUAGUAAUUCCUAGCAUCACUCUCGGUCUCCAUCGGCAAUUAAUAGGUGCAGCAGAUCGGUUGGGAAUAACUUGGGAACGCAGGGUGGAGCUUCUUGGCCGCGCCGGUGCUGAACUUACCUUACAACUAUUGGGCGGAAGUCAUCGACUGAACCCAAAUAACGCUCAUCAGUGGCCCACCGUGGUCGUGUUAUGCGGACCUCACCGUUCCGGUGCCGCGGGUAUCAAUUGCGCUCGACAGUUGUCUAGUCAUGGCGUCAAGACGAUCGUGUUCCUGGAAAACGCGGAGGACGUGUUCCUUUUGCAGGAACUGUCACUGUACAGACUAACGGAGAACAAAGUUGAAACUAAAGUGAAGAAUUUGCCGUCAGUGGUGGAUUUGAUACUCGUGGCGCUCUGCGACGAGGGUUCACCACGAAUGAUCACACCGAUAGCUAGAUGGGCAAACAGCAAUCGCGCGCCUGUGCUCGCUAUCGAACCCCCGGCAUCGGGUACACCGGGUAUCCUCUGCAAAUUCAGUCUACUGGGGGCCUUGCCGCUGUCACACUCCGUCGACAAUGGGAGAUUGUACCUGUGCAAUCUCGCGUUACCGGACAAGGUGUACAACGACGCCGGCAUUACGUACAAAUCGCCAUUCGGACCUAAAUUCGUAAUUCCUCUACAUUCCAACAACUCUUAGCAAAUUUUUCGCAGUCACGCAGUGUCCUUUUGAAUAGACGUUUCAUUUUACCAUGCGUGAUUUGUAAGCCUUAUAUACACGGGGAAAAUAUUUUACUUCCGGGGCCCAUUGAGUACAUGAGAGAGUUUUUAUGUAGUUUGGCAUUUGAUAUCAACUUUUGACAUCGUGGAUCAUACUUGUCACGGCAAUUGUACGGCAUCCACGUGUGGAUGAAACAAAGCGUUACAUUUCUAUUUAUAACUUAGUUGUAUUUUAAAAUCUUAAUUACAACACAUGUAUCACAGAUGUUCUGGCUACGAAUUGUGAGAGAUCAGUCUGUUUUAUUAAUAUCAAGUAUAUAGGAGAAAUAUAGAAUAACUAUUGCUUUAAAUAUGAAACAAAUGGCCAAACAAAGGAUACAUAAGUUACUUCCUUACAUAAUUCCAUGUAUUACGGCACGACUUCGCAUUGGCUCAUAGACACACACUUAUUUGAUACAACUAAAUAAACUAUGCACUAAAUAAAAAAAUCAGCUUUGCACUAUUUAUCCAUAGUUUACAUUAACAAAAUACGCAAAAAAUUAAAUUACGAUAGGUCAACGUAAGUACACAAUUUUACCACUAUUUUUUCGAUCGAUAAACUUAGAUAAGAAAAUCUCAUAAACAUAUUAGAGCCGUCAUAAGAUACUUAAUCAGCAUGGAAAAUUGAGUGCUAAAAACUUAGUAAUAAAAAGAGAAAAUUAAAUGGUGACUUGUACACAAGAGAGAAGAAUCUAUAUAUUUUUAAUAAUUUGUAACGUACUAUUUAUGUGAUUGUUAAAAAUACAUGAAAAUGCAGCGAUUUUAAUGUGGAGUCAAUUAAUUGGUUGAUUGACUGUUGAGUGAUAGUUUUACGUUUGCACAUCUACAUUCAUUAUUAUUCGGUAAUCUUCUUUUCUUAUAUAUCUAUCGAAUAUUAUUUCAUCACUUGUGUUCCAGCACCAACAGUUAUUAUAGCGAGAGAUAUAGGUAUAGUGAAAUUAUUAUAACGCACGUUGAAAAACGCGUCUCAAGCAUUAUACAAAAUACCUAUAUCAUAACCUGAUUGUGUUCCUUUUGUACUGGUUUCGUUUUCAACAAUAAUAAAAUAAGUAACAAUCA